Molecule: messenger RNA, 987 nt
Organism: Lindgomyces ingoldianus
Lineage: Eukaryota; Fungi; Ascomycota; Dothideomycetes; Pleosporales; Lindgomycetaceae
Exons: 1
Coding region: 55-978 (307 amino acids)
Biological process (GO): snoRNA splicing
Cellular component (GO): U2-type spliceosomal complex
Molecular function (GO): metal ion binding
Source: RefSeq, a predicted model, not a curated record
CUGGCUCUUAACCUUCAAUUUCUCCCGCUCCUCCACUACUUCUGUACUCAUACAAUGGACGGCCCAGUCGUAUCUUUCAAGAAGCGUGCUCCGAAGGGCGUCGUGCGGAAAGCUGCCCCGCCACCACCGUCAGGUUCAGAGUCCUCGUCAGGCUCAGAAUCAGAAGGUGAGAAUGGCCGCCUGGUCAAGAGGAGGAAGACUCACGGCAAUGUCCUGAAGGCAUCUACGGCAGAUCAAAAGUCGGCGUCAACCUUCGAAGGCACUACACAGUACGAUGCAGACCGCUCCGCGAAGAUCGAAGCGAGCAACGACGCCACCAAGCAAUCCAACUGGUACGAUGAAGAUGCCAAAGAUGCACUGAGCGCGAAGAACCUACUCGGAACCACACGAUCAAAGCCGGAAUCCUUCAUACAAAAGAGUGCCAAUGCCCCGAAUCGACAGGUCGGCCCUAUGAAAGCUCCCACAAAUAUUCGAACAAUCACAAUAACGGACUAUGCACCGGAUGUGUGUAAGGACUACAAACAGACGGGCUUCUGCGGAUACGGCGACGGCUGUAAAUUCUUGCAUGCCCGCGAAGACUAUGCAGCAGGGUGGAAGUUAGACAGAGAUUGGGAAAUAUCCGGCAAAGGCCAGAAGCCUGGCGGAACAAUUGUCGCGUCUGCAAAACGGGCAACGGAAGAAAAAGACGAGGAAGGCUUUGACAUCGACCUACUAGAGAAGAUUCCUUUUGCUUGCAUUAUAUGCAAGAAACCUUACAAGACUCCGGUUAUCACAAAGUGUGGGCAUUACUUCUGCGAAGCCUGUGCUUUGAAGCGGUACCGAAAAGACCCUACUUGCGCGGCUUGUUCGGCAAACACUAAUGGCAUCUUCAACAAUGCAAGAAAUCUCCAGAAACUGUUAGAUAGGAAACAGAGGUGGGAGGAUAAGAAGCAAAAUGCCAAAGAAGAAGCCGGCGAAAAUGACGAAGCGCCGAAUUAGAUUGGCUUG